Messenger RNA from Microthlaspi erraticum, 1491 nucleotides. Lineage: Eukaryota; Viridiplantae; Streptophyta; Magnoliopsida; Brassicales; Brassicaceae. The record is from the annotation of a GenBank genome assembly.
AUGCUUGGAGUGAAGAAGGAAGUCGCCUUAGAAGCCAGCUCGACCACCUGCGCGACCAACUGGUCGAGUUCACCAACUGGACCGGCCAAGACUCAACUCGAUCGAGCUGCUAUUCUAGGAGUCAAAUUCUCGCUAGCGAGCAGAACGAAGCUUCGGAAGUUUGGCCGCGUGCGGAGGAGUUCCCGACGUCCAAAAGUCACGAUCUUGAUAUGGAAAGAUAGAUACUUGAGUCAUGCAUCACGUCGAAGUGGAAUGAAGCCAUUUGGAUCAACCAUAAGGCCGAAACUUAUUUUCUACCGAGACAUGUCCGGUAAGCGAGCAAACGAAGCCCAUGGAGGAUUUGGAGUGUCUAAUGGCCCGAGCAGCGUGCCAAAGGCCUUGAUCGAAAGAGAAGAGGCCUGGCUAAUGUUUGGAGCUUUCUUGGUACAAUGCCGGCCCAUACACGACGUGGAGGAGAAGCCCGGCUCAUGGAAACUUUCCUUUUCCGGCAUGAAGAAAACCCUACUCGACUUCGCCCAUAUAUACAUGUUUUUAGCCGCUGCAGAAGGAGGAUCGAGCGUGUCCAAAACCAUCCAAUAUCACGAGCUAGCUACAACUCAAUACCACAAGGUGUUAAGCGAGAACACUUCCUCCUUGUGUUCGACCCCGACUGCAACGCGGCUGUGCACUUGCAGCUCAACUAGUUGGGUGUAUGCGAACUCGAUCGAGCUCAUCUACAGAGGCUUGGUCGAGUUAGACAUCAACAUAGGCAGAAAACAGAGAAAGAAGAGCCAGAGGCAACAAGUUGAGUCAGAGGUGGUUGUUACUGAUACAAUGAAUGAUCCUGAGGGUAAUGGAAACCCUUUGGGUAAUGGAAAUGGUCGAGCUAGGCAGACGAGACCGAUUGGGCUUGGAGAUGCACCAAACCGCCACCAACAAAGACAAGGGAUUGUCCCUCCUCCUGUCCAGAGCCACAACUUCGAGAUCAAGCUGGGUAUGAUCAAUCUGGUGCAGAACAAGAUGUUCCAUGGGUUGUCUUGUGAAGACCCAAUUGACCAUCUUGAUGAGUUUGAUAGGUUGUGUGAUCUGACCAAGAUCAAUGGUGUCUCUGAAGAUGUCAUCAAGCUGAAACUCUUCCCUAUGUCUCUUGCUGACAAGGCUCACCAAUGGGAGAAGAGCCUGCCCCAUGGUACAACCACCACAUGGGAUGAGUGCAAGAAGGCGUUUCUUGCAAAGUUCUUUUCAACUGGGCGCACAGCCAAGCUAAGGAGUGAGAUCUCAGGCUUCACUCAGAGGAACAAUGAGUCUUUUCUCUCGACACUCUAUAGAGGAUGUUUGCCUAGAUACAGAGAGAUGCUAGACAUAGCCAGGAAUGAAAACUUUCUCAAUCAGGAUGUAGAUGACGGCUGGCACCUUGUGGAGAACAUUGUUAACUCAAAAGGGAGUUAUGGAGAGGAGUAUGACCGCACAAACCGGAGCUUGACCCACCACUCGAGUCAGAUGACAAACUGA